AUGGUGCGCAGAAGCUCUGGGAUGAGCAGACCAUUCGUGAUUGCCACGGCCUUGGGCCCAGUGUUCACGCUGAUAAGGGGGCUGCCACCGGGAGUGGGUCUGCCGGAAGAUGCCGUCCGGGACGUGGUUGACCGCCUGUCUCACCUGGAGAGGCUGGAUCCCAAUGUAGAGCUCAACAGGUCGCUGGUGCAUGCAUUCUUGUUCGUGACAUGGAUUGAGGUCAAGACGCUGUUCAAGCAUUGCACAGAUGAUUAUGCCAUUGUGUCGCGAUACAGCCUGUCAACAGAUUGGUAUGCAACCUUGUUGAAAACGCACCACUUUGAGGAUCAUCUGGCUGAGUCCCUAUUUUGGCUACCUGACUUCCCAAAUAGUGCACUAUCCCUCCUCAAGGCACUGAUGGCUUCAGAAUCAUCGUUAGCAGUCCCAUUGUUCAACGCUCUGUUCAAACACAAACUGGUGCAGGCCCUGCAACACUGCAGGCUGGCCAUGUCAACUGGCGCAGAUUCGCGCACUUCAUUGCAUAUGCUAGACAACAAUGGAGGUGAGAGUGGUGGCCCAGCAGAGGGAAUGACAUCCAGCAGUGAUUCGGCCCUUUGCCAUAUGUUGUGCAAAGAGGAGUGCACAGCUUCUGUGCAGACAAAGAAUGUCAGCUUUCGUCAACCAAGGACAGUGUCCCCAUCGACCCCCAAAGGCAUGGAAGAAGAGAAGUGUUCUAAAGAGUCCACAGAUCAACUUGUAGGUGAUGGAAGUGGCAGCAGGUUUCAAACAUGCAGCACAGGUUUGUGGGUUCAAAGGGACAGCAAACAAGAAUGGACACUGCCUGAUUUUGGCAUCCUCUUGCCUGAAUUGGCACCUGCUUUAGGGGCGUCUGCUGAUUGCACGGUGUCUGCUUGCGACCAGGCAAAAUGCCUCUUGAUUUUGGCAGAACUAGCUCGAAAUGAGUUUGAAAAGGCCGUGCAGGUGGGCACCUUGGACAAUAACAAUAUUGCACAUACUGGUCCAUCGAUUUCUGAAUUAUCAGAUUGUCAGGCGUCAUGGGAGUUGGGCACUUUCACCUUCUGCAUAGUGUCCCUACUUCAGACCAUGCUGGAAUCAUGGCAGGCUGGAAGGCUCCUCAACAGAAGUGCACUAAAUGCGACUCCCCCCAUUCCAGAGCUGGGACGUUGGCGUUUGCUGGUCCACAGAGGACUUGAGGAGGCUUGCGAAGCACUGAAGGCGCUGAUGGCAAGGGGGCACCUGGGCACAGGUCACCCGGCUGUUGGUGCACAGUGGUUUCAGAGCUGUUGCCACCUGCGCGCAAGGCUCGAUCUACUGCUGAUGUGCUGGGAAGCCAACGGUGACAUCCAUGGUGACUGCCAAGGCCACACACCUGACAUGACCAGAAUCGAUAAGAUGGAUGGAGUAGGGGUCCAGUUCUCAGAACGUCAACCCUGCAUGAUGGGAGAGGAAGCCGAAGGCAAGAGUUCUGUGCCAAUUAAAAGCACUGCUAGGUCUGAGAGACGGCCACAGAACAGCGGAAAGGGGCGAUUGCAGCUGCUCAGUGUGCCCAAAGAGAGCAAUUUUGUGGAGACAAUCAUGAAAUUGGAAGCUUGGAACAGUACAGCUGGAGAUGUCGACAAUGGCAACAGGGGUAGUCUAUCAUCUGAGAGUUCGUACUGCAGGAGGGUUGGGCAGCUGGAAUUUGCUGAUUCCCAGUUGCUCGCUUGGGCAUCAGUGUUCAUAACCCCGGGCUGUCCAUGUUGGGGUCCGUUCAUGCAGCACUGGGCCAUUGCAUCCAAAAUCAGGCUGGGCACCUACAACCCUUUCCUUCUUGGUGCAGCUCUCUUGGACAUGCUCUACAAUGCAGUGCAUGCAGUAGCAGGUGGCUUGGCAAGCGCACUGGCCAGAAUUUCAGUGCUGGUGCUAAGGGGCGUGGAGCACCGGGAUGAACAGGACACACUCAUGCGUGCAACCAUUGCUGAUGAGAGGACUGUGAGGGUGUGGGACUGGCUGAGGGAGGACCAACAGUUCCAUGAAAUGUCAAUACAAUCCCUCGUGGCAGGAAGCAAUCGGCUGAAGGGCAGUGGUGCUGUGAGAGGCGGCGUGGUGGUCGAUGCAGAAGAGCGUGCAGCUUGCCAGGCUCAGCUGUUGAGGGAUUUCCUCCCUUUUGCUUUGCUGGCUCCGAAGGAAACCAUCAAGCGCCUUCUGUUGGACACAAUAGCCAACCCAGGGCAGCUCCCAGUCAGUGUCGGGAUUUUACGCAGGCUGCGCACCGUUGCACUCUUCCGGUGUGGGAAGCAGCCUCUUUUGCUUCAUGUCCUGCAAGAGCUGAUGGAAAGUCCUGGGAAUGUGCUCGAAACAGCUCCACGGAGGGAGGCCCUUGCUGCAUUGGCAAAGCACAUAACAGGUGGUGCAGACCCACUGCUCUCCAGGAAACUGAUGAUGCGUGACCUAGUGAUCAGGACAGCAAAUCGCAUGCGUUCUCCAGCAGGGCUGGAGGCUCUCCUUUUAGUGGCGAUGGGCAUGAUGGACAUGGGCUGGGAAUCGAGCCCGUCUGAAUCACCAACCCUGGCAAUGGCCACUGCAUGGAAUGCUCUUGGCAGCGAAACAGCCACAGACUUUUUGCUUGUACUCUGCUACCUUGGGGAAGCUCAGCUGGCAAUGCUCACAACCGGGGCAGUCAAAGGCGACUCAUUCUCACUCGCUGCGUUGCAGCUUGUCACACAUUUGCUGGAACAAUGUUGCAUCACGAUCAGCAAGUCGCAUGGGUUUUCCUGUGGCCAGGAACCAAUGCAGGUCAACAAGUUGCUGGAGGGAUUGCAAGUGUUCAGCUGGCCAAUACGUAUCAGACUUUGGGCAGUGUGCUUGCACAUCGAUCAGAGCGCAACGUAUAACAUGGGAGACAUCGUACCAGCCUCUGCUCUUGGGAAUUUUGAGCCAGAUUCGACACAACAUGGAGGCGUCGAUGGGGAAACCUCCCAGACUGCAUAUGUGCAAAUCUCGUAUGCAUGGGUACAGUUGAUGAGCGAUCUGCUGUCGUUUGGAUCGGGAUCAGAGAUGCAUGCCAGCGCGCUGCAAGCAGCAUGUAGUCACGUUAAUAGAGAUGAGGAAUGCCGCCAUGACCGCACCACCUGUGAUCAGGCAGGGACUGAGCCUGCGUCAUUUGAUGGAGUGGUCCAACGGGACUUGUGCAUGGUUGCGACCCGGCUGGUCACGACCAUGCGUGCAUGCCCCAGCACUCUGUUUCCCUGGACUUUGGUGGUCGCUCUUGCUCACCUGCUCCCCAUUUGGACACAUUCCGAAGCCCAGCGCAUUACACUGCGCUGCCUCCCCGCACUCUUCACAAUCCUUGUUCCCCAGACGCAGCCUUUCCCGCCCCCAGCCAGCAACCUGAAAACCAGCACUAUGGCUGAGAUAAGCCGGAGCUGUCUCGUUGUCGAGACCAUGUGCCGUGUGGUGCACGUUCUGGCUGCUCGCCGUGAGGAAGUUUCAGUCGUGGGCCACUUGAGAGCCGUUGACCAGUGCAUCUCCCAUUUAGCACAGACGUGCUGGGUCUUGGUGGUCAGAGACAGAGACGCGGUGGGUGGCCUCAGGGACCCUGUGGGAAAGGAGAUGCUGUGUGGGAGAUGUUUUCGUGAAGUUUGUGGCCUUGCUGCAGUCCUGCAGGAGGGCUUUGAUUGUGUUGGCUUGCAGGCCCUCUUGUUGAACCUGAUGCAAACCAUGUGCGGUGCAAGCCGAGCAGCUGCAGCCCCCUCAUUGUCACCUUGCCCAGCGGAAGGUGACCAGCCACACAAUUCAAGAGCUGGCACCAGGGACGAAAUUGUCGCCCGGAGUGCCUGCGGAGUGCCACUGCGACUGUUGGUCCAGUGGCUUGUCUCGAUGGUGUCGAGGCUGAAGAGCCCAAUGAAGGAUGUGUUGAUUUCGGCUCUGGAUAGAUUUGUGGAGUUGCAGUGUCGGGAUGCCGGCUUGCACUGA
Molecule: messenger RNA, 3954 nt
Organism: Ostreobium quekettii
Lineage: Eukaryota; Viridiplantae; Chlorophyta; Ulvophyceae; Bryopsidales; Ostreobiaceae
Source: the annotation of a GenBank genome assembly